Molecule: messenger RNA, 2421 nt
Organism: Lampris incognitus (smalleye Pacific opah)
Lineage: Eukaryota; Metazoa; Chordata; Actinopteri; Lampriformes; Lampridae
Gene: fubp1
Product: far upstream element (FUSE) binding protein 1
Exons: 20
Coding region: 73-2070 (665 amino acids)
Biological process (GO): regulation of DNA-templated transcription
Cellular component (GO): cytoplasm; nucleus
Molecular function (GO): mRNA binding
Source: RefSeq, a predicted model, not a curated record
GGAAGCGCGCGACACAUCCGGGGAAGAACGGCCAUCUUGUUCCUUAAGUUCGACGGGAGAAGAACAGAAGAGAUGGCAGACUACAGUAACGUGGCGCCACCGUCCUCUAAUGCCGGCGGCGGAAUGAAUGACGCCUUUAAAGACGCGCUUCAACGAGCGCGACAGAUCGCAGCCAAGAUUGGAGGCGAUGGCGUUGCGGCACCUACAACCAACGAAUUCAACUACGGAGGCCAGAAAAGGCCCUUGGAAGAUGCUGGUGGGUAUUUUCCCAUGCCUAACCUCAAUCUAGAUCAACCAGAGACAAAGAAAGUAGCUCCAAGUGACCCCUUUUCCGCAGGCAUGGGAGGAAUGGGUGGUCCACCAAGGUCAGCGUCAGAGGAGUUCAAGGUUCCUGAUGGAAUGGUUGGAUUCAUUAUUGGAAGAGGCGGAGAGCAGAUAUCUCGCAUGCAGCAAGAGUCUGGGUGCAAAAUACAGAUUGCCCCUGACAGUGGCGGUAUGCCUGAAAGGUCUGUGACAUUAACAGGAUCACCAGAUGCCAUCCUGACUGCAAAGAGGCUCCUCACAGAGAUUGUUGAGAAGGGACGGCCAACACCAGCAUUCCACCAUAACGACGGCCCAGGCAUGACUGUUCAGGAAAUCAUGGUUCCAGCCUCUAAAGCAGGCCUGGUCAUCGGCAAGGGAGGAGAGACAAUCAAGAGCCUUCAAGAACGAGCUGGAGUGAAGAUGGUCAUGAUCCAGGAAGGACCACAGAACACAGGUGCUGACAAACCUCUCCGUAUUUCAGGAGAACCCUUCAAAGUUCAGCAAGCCAAAGAAAUGGUGAUGGAGCUCAUCCGAGACCAGGGAUUCAGGGAGCAGAGGGGAGAAUAUGGUUCUAGGAUGGGAGGAGACAGCUUGGAUGUCCCUGUCCCCAGGUUUGCAGUGGGAAUUGUCAUUGGGAGGAAUGGCGAGAUGAUCAAGAAAAUCCAGAGUGACACAGGAGUUAGGAUCCAGUUUAAGCAGGAUGAUGGCACCACACCAGAGCGGAUAGCCCAGAUCAUGGGUCCUCCCGACCAGGCCCAGCAUGCAGCAGAGAUCAUCUCUGACUUGCUUAGGAGUGUCCAGGCUGGUGGGCCCCCGGGCCAUGGAGGAGGCAGAGGCCGGGGUCGUGGGCAGGGCAACUGGAACAUGGGCCCUCCUGGUGGUCUCCAGGAAUUCACCUUUACUGUCCCAACCAUGAAGACAGGGCUUAUCAUUGGAAAAGGGGGUGAGACGAUCAAAGGCAUCAGUCAACAGUCUGGUGCUAGGAUUGAGCUGCAGAGGAACCCUCCACCCAAUGCUGACCCCAACAUCAAGAUGUUCACUGUCCGUGGCUCACCUCAGCAGAUAGACUACGCCAGGCAGCUGGUAGAGGAGAAGAUUGGAGGACCAGUUACUCCAAUGGGAGGCCCCCAUGGCCCACCUGGUCCACAUGGAGGUCCGGGCCCACAUGGCCCUCCUGGGCCCCCUGGACCCCCUGGGGCUCCUAUGGGCCCCUACAAUCCUGGACCAUAUAACCAGGGACCUCCAGGUCCACAUGGUCCUCCUGCGCCUUACCAGCCUCAGGGAUGGGGCAAUGGCUUCCCACACUGGCAGCAGGGCCAGCCUGAUCCCAGUGCAGACAAAGCAGCAGCUGAUGCCAAUGCUGCAGCUUGGGCAGCCUACUAUUCCCAGUAUAGCCAGCAGCCUCAGGCUCCUAUGACCCCCACCAGCGGAGCCCCUGGGACGACACAGACCAACGGCCAAGGUGACCCGCAGGCUCCAGGUCAGAGUGGACAGGCAGAUUACACCAAGGCCUGGGAGGAAUAUUACAAGAAAAUGGGUCAACAGAACCAGCAGCCCCAAGACUACACGAAAGCCUGGGAGGAGUAUUAUAAGAAACAAGGACAAGCUGCCCCUCAGGCCGCAGCACCGGCUGCUGCCUCCCAGCCAGGAAACCAGCCAGACUACACUGCUGCCUGGGCAGAGUACUACCGGCAGCAAGCAGCAUAUUACGGCACAGCCAGCCCUCAGGCUAUGGGCGCAGCACCACAGGCCCCCCAGGGCCAGUAAUGUGAAGUGGACAUAAAGUAAAUGCUACAUUGUCGAAACAAAAUCCUUUGUUAAAUGUUUGGAUGCAGACGCCUUGAUGAAGAUCUUAAAUUUCCUUGGUUUGAAAGUGUUUCACAUAGAUGGCAGAUAUCCUGGCAUACACGUCCCUUUUUUUUCUUUUAUUGUUUUUCUAUUUCUUGUAAAUGCUUUGUUUUUAGUGAAGUAAUUAAACAUAUGGUCAUUCCAGCCCUGUAUCUACAUACAAUGUGGUUAGAGCUCAUGUUUAUGGAACUGUAGUCAUUGCCAUGUAAAUCAUCUCAGUUUUAAAUGCUAUUCCUGUUGUGUUUUGCAAUAAAACAAAAUGAAACCUCC